UCAAGAAUUAUACGCAACAAGAGACAACUAGUGUAGCAGUGUAGUUGUCCCCUACAUGAUCUCAUCGUCGUCGAGGAAGAAAAAGUCAGACAACACAGCAGGAGUCGCUAAUCCAAACGGACAGCCAUGGAAGCCGCUCUGCGAAAUCCAGACCCAUCUUCGCUCGCUUCAGUCUCUGGCGUUAAUCCUCGACGCUGCUGCAACCGCCUCGCCCAUGUCCGGGUUCCCACUGAGGGUUGGAUUAGCCGAAGGAGGAGUAGGAAUAGGUUCUCGUUGUCCUUGACUAUCAGGGCGGCUCAAGAUUCAACUACGAUAGAGGAACUGGAUCCUUUUGAGUUGAAGCUGAAAAACCCGGCCAUCUCAACUUCGUAUCGGAAUCCCGAGCUUCACGAGCCGAAUCAGACCGUGUUGGAUGCUCAGGCUAAGGUCUGCACCGGCCCGACCCAAACCAGACCUCUCAACGAAGACCAAGCAUUCAAAGUCUUACAAACCAUUCUAAAAUCAGCUAAGGGAGAGCUGAAAGAUGAAGAGGCAGUAUCAAAAGCACAACUUGGGGCGUUUUUCGCUGGAAUGACUAUUAGAGCAAAUACAUUUCCGGAGGCAACACAAUGGAGUGAUGGGGAAAGGCGAGCUAUGGAUGUUUUUUGGCCCCAGUUGAUUCGGGUGCUACCUCCGGAUAUUAUCUUUAUAGCUGAUCCGGAAGGUUCAUUAAUGGGAGUUGGCAGCUCAAUAGGUCCCCGGUUUGUUGGGAAUAACACUUCUGAAAUGAGACUAGUGGGCGCCUUAAGGGAAGUUUUGGCUGGAGGUCAUCUUGGAUAUGAGGAGGUUCAGGGUGUUCUGAAAGAUGUUCUUCCCCUGCAAAUGGAAGAGGGUGCAUUGUCGGGUGUGAGAGAGUCAUUGCUUUCGGCAUUUCUGAUUGGGCAACGCAUGAACAGAGAGUCGGAUCGUGAGCUGAAAGCUUACUGUCUUGCAUUUGAUGAUGAACUAGGCCCUGCACCUGUUGCUGAUGUUAACUCACUCACCCAUUACGGUGAACCUUAUGAUGGAAACACCCGCUAUUUCAGAAGCACACUAUUUGUUGCUGCUGUUAGAUCCUGCUAUGGUGAAUCUUGCUUGCUCCAUGGCGUGGAUUGGAUGCCACCAAAGGGUGGUGUCACUGAAGAACAAAUGCUGAAGUUCAUGGGUGCAUAUACCCAGUUAUCACCAUUGCAAGCCAAAAAGCUUCUCGAGGACGACAAGGUUGGUUUUGCUUACGUAAGUCAGCGUGAAGCCCGUCCAUCUUUACAUUCUUUAGUUGGAUUGAGGGAACAUAUAAAGAAGCGCCCACCAUUGGCAACUUCAGAAAAGGUUCAACAAAUUGUAAGGGCACAAGGAAAGGAAGCAAUUGUUGCCAGCUUUUAUCAUGAAGGUUAUGAAGAGCCACUACUAAUGCUUAUGAGAAGGAGAGGUGUUCAUUCUGGUUUAGUGGUGAAGGGGGAGGAAGGUGCACUGUCAAUGACCACUAAAUCACGAUCAGUAAAUGCAUCAAAAGGUUUACCGGUGAAUUACUGUUCAGGAUUUCGUUCAGCAAAUAGGACACCUUCUAGUGUAGCUGAUGGUGUGUCACGUGAGAGUUUUAAAUUUGUGGUGAACGCAGAGAACUAUGGCUUUGAACCCACUGAUACUCCAAGAACUGAUAGAUCGGUUGCAAGGAAUGUAGAAUUGGGUUUAGCUGUUUUACGAGGUGAGAAAGGUCCAGCAUAUGAUCGAAUCGUCUUGAAUGCUGGAAUGGUCGACCAUUUCCUUGGAUGUGAAGGUGCCGAAGAUGUGUCUGCAGCCCUGGAUAGAGCAAGAGAGGCCAUAGAUAGCGGUAAUGCCUUAAAGAGACUCUUGAGGUACAUACAGAUAUCUAAUAGAGUGCGAUGAAAGUUGAUGCAUACAGUGGUGAACAUUUUUCCCGUGUUUUUUGUUGCACCUUAUGUUCCACUGAUAAACAUUGUACACUUUGUUUCACAACUAUGAAAAUGAGAUAAUCAUAGUUACAUUUUUUUUUUUGUUGUAAAGUCGGUUUUCUCUCCACUUUGUUGUCAACCUACAAACAUGUUUCGAGUUUUUGACAAAGAUGUAAGUUGUUUCAGGACAGGUUGAAUGGCUAGAGCUUAUGUUAUUGUUGUCAUGCAAAA
This is a messenger RNA of Ipomoea triloba (trilobed morning glory), 2162 nucleotides long. RefSeq names its product anthranilate phosphoribosyltransferase. The coding region runs from base 127 to 1905 and encodes 592 amino acids. Lineage: Eukaryota; Viridiplantae; Streptophyta; Magnoliopsida; Solanales; Convolvulaceae. Gene Ontology annotation, biological process: GMP biosynthetic process. The transcript is spliced from 10 exons. The record is from RefSeq and is a predicted model, not a curated record. Gene Ontology annotation, molecular function: GMP synthase activity. Gene Ontology annotation, cellular component: cytosol.